This is a messenger RNA of Delphinapterus leucas (beluga whale), 4196 nucleotides long. RefSeq names its product SLIT-ROBO Rho GTPase activating protein 1 (gene SRGAP1). The record is from RefSeq and is a predicted model, not a curated record. Gene Ontology annotation, biological process: signal transduction. NCBI's taxonomy places the organism in Eukaryota, Metazoa, Chordata, Mammalia, Artiodactyla, Monodontidae. Gene Ontology annotation, molecular function: protein binding; GTPase activator activity.
CCGGCCGCUGCCGCCCGUAGCUCGCUCCCCAGGUGCCGGGGAGCCGCGGGCCGUGAACGUGCCGGCAACUUUGCGGCCUCCGGGGGCGCGGCUCCUCCGGGCGCGUGUACGAGUGUGUCUGUCGCCGGCGGCCUCCUGGGGGCAGCAGCGGAAAGGGGGUCGGGGGAGAAAGAGGCAGCCUCGGCGCACGGUGGCCCAGGAGGCAGAGGCCCCGCGAGGCGCCGGCGGUGGAGACCUAAACUCCGCCGGGGCUGUGCCCAGGACGCGUUCUUACGGUGCGGCAGCCGCCCUUGCGGUCGGCGCCCGGGACUUGCUUUAGGAUCGCGAUUCCUCUUGCCUGCCCGGGGCAGUAGCAACCGUGUGUGCCGACGGAGGAGCGGCAGUAGCAUCCCCAGCCCGGGCGGGACCCCCGAGCGCCGGAGCCGGCGGCUGGAGCAGGAAGGGAGAGUCGCGGCGCCCGCCCUCCCCGGCUGGCCCUGCCCCGCGCGCCCCGUGCGGGUUGCUAACAAUGGUGCGGAGCGCCGGCGCGAUUCCCGCGUCCGCCCAGCGGUCGUAGAGGAAGUGGACGGGCUCCGGGUGGGGUGGGAGGGAGACGCCCCCCACCGCUCGCUUGCUGGAGUUUGCCGGCGCGCCGGGCCUCUCCGGCCCCGAACCCUAGGCUCCCCUCAGCAUCACCGACGGCAGCUCGAUCCGGAGAGUAUGGUGCCAGCGCCCGGGUUAAUCUAGUCCUCGGCUCGCUCCUUUUUUUCCUCCUCCUCCUCCUCUCCCUCCCCCUUUCCCUCCUGUCGGUGCUGCCUCUGGGUUCCCGGCGUGUGGGAGUACAACUCUCUGCCUCUCCGAGGAGACUGGUCGGUGACCCUCUAACAGAACUUGCCCGCUGAAAGCAAACCCAGAACAGCUGGAUAAUGUCCACUCCGAGCAGAUUCAAAAAGGACAAAGAGAUCAUAGCCGAGUAUGAAAGUCAAGUCAAAGAAAUUCGAGCUCAACUGGUAGAACAACAGAAAUGCCUGGAGCAGCAAACAGAGAUGCGAGUUCAGCUUCUGCAGGACCUGCAAGAUUUCUUUCGGAAAAAAGCCGAAAUUGAGACGGAAUAUUCUCGGAACCUAGAAAAGUUAGCAGAAAGGUUCAUGGCAAAAACAAGAAGCACUAAGGAUCAUCAACAGUACAAGAAAGACCAGAACUUGUUGUCUCCAGUGAACUGCUGGUAUUUGCUCCUGAACCAAGUGAGACGAGAAAGCAAAGACCACGCAACCUUGAGUGACAUCUAUCUGAACAAUGUGAUUAUGCGUUUCAUGCAGAUAAGUGAGGAUUCCACCAGGAUGUUUAAAAAGAGCAAAGAGAUUGCAUUCCAACUUCAUGAGGACUUAAUGAAGGUUCUUAACGAGCUCUAUACGGUGAUGAAAACAUACCAUAUGUAUCAUGCAGAGAGCAUCAGCGCAGAGAGCAAGCUGAAAGAGGCUGAGAAACAAGAAGAGAAGCAAAUUGGCAGAUCCAGUGACCCAGUCUUUCAUAUUAGACUGGAAGAGAGACAUCAGCGGCGAAGCUCUGUGAAGAAAAUUGAAAAAAUGAAGGAAAAAAGACAAGCAAAGUAUUCGGAAAACAAGCUAAAGUCGAUUAAGGCACGGAAUGAAUAUCUCCUAACCCUUGAAGCAACCAAUGCCUCAGUUUUCAAGUAUUAUAUUCAUGAUCUUUCAGAUUUAAUUGAUUGCUGUGAUCUUGGCUACCAUGCAAGUCUAAACAGAGCCCUGAGAACAUAUCUCUCUGCGGAGUAUAACCUUGAAACCUCCAGACACGAAGGCUUGGACAUUAUUGAGAAUGCAGUUGACAAUUUGGAGCCCAGGAGUGAUAAGCAGAGAUUCAUGGAGAUGUACCCUGCUGCGUUCUGUCCACCAAUGAAGUUUGAGUUUCAGUCUCACAUGGGUGAUGAGGUGUGUCAGGUCAGCGCGCAGCAGCCGGUCCAGGCAGAGCUUAUGCUCAGGUACCAGCAGCUGCAGUCCCGACUGGCCACGCUCAAGAUUGAGAACGAGGAGGUUAAGAAAACGACUGAGGCCACCUUGCAGACGAUACAAGAUAUGGUCACCAUCGAGGACUACGAUGUUUCUGAAUGCUUCCAGCACAGUCGUUCCACAGAGUCUGUGAAGUCUACUGUCUCUGAAACCUACCUGAGUAAGCCCAGUAUCGCCAAGAGAAGAGCCAACCAGCAGGAGACCGAGCAGUUCUACUUCAUGAAACUCAGAGAAUAUUUGGAGGGUAGUAAUCUCAUCACAAAACUUCAAGCCAAGCAUGAUUUGUUGCAGAGGACCCUUGGAGAAGGUCAUAGAGCUGAAUAUAUGACUACAAGGCCUCCAAAUGUUCCCCCUAAGCCCCAGAAACACAGGAAGUCCAGACCCCGCUCACAGUAUAAUGCUAAGUUGUUUAAUGGGGAUUUGGAAACAUUCAUCAAGGACUCAGGACAGAUCAUCCCCCUCAUUGUGGAAAGCUGUAUUCGGUUCAUCAAUCUCUAUGGUCUUCAGCAUCAGGGGAUUUUCAGAGUGUCUGGUUCCCAGGUGGAAGUCAAUGAUAUUAAAAAUUCAUUUGAGAGAGGUGAAAACCCUUUGGCUGACGAGCAGAGUAACCAUGAUAUUAACUCAGUUGCUGGCGUUCUAAAGCUCUACUUCCGUGGGCUGGAAAACCCCCUCUUUCCUAAGGAAAGAUUUAAUGAUCUGAUUUCUUGUGUCAGAAUAGAUAAUCUCUAUGAGAGGGCGCUUCACAUCCGCAAACUCCUCCUGACCUUGCCCAGGUCGGUCCUUAUAGUGAUGAGGUACCUCUUUGCCUUCCUCAAUCAUCUUUCACAGUACAGUGACGAGAACAUGAUGGACCCUUAUAACCUGGCCAUUUGCUUUGGACCCACGUUGAUGCCUGUCCCAGAAAUACAGGAUCAAGUGUCCUGCCAGGCUCACGUGAAUGAGAUUGUCAAAACCAUCAUCAUCCACCAUGAGACUAUUUUCCCAGAUGCUAAAGAGCUGGAUGGCCCUGUUUAUGAGAAAUGUAUGGCUGGAGAUGACUAUUGCGACAGCCCAUACAGUGAGCACGGUACAUUGGAGGAAGUGGAUCAGGACGCUGGUACAGAGCCCCACACCAGUGAAGACGAAAAUGAGCCUAUAGAAGCAAUAGCCAAGUUUGACUAUGUUGGGCGGUCUGCCAGAGAACUGUCCUUCAAGAAGGGUGCUUCCCUGCUGCUGUAUCACCGCGCAUCUGAGGACUGGUGGGAAGGAAGACACAACGGGAUCGACGGGCUUGUACCCCACCAGUACAUAGUGGUGCAGGACAUGGAUGAUACGUUUUCAGACACUCUGAGCCAAAAAGCCGACAGUGAGGCCAGCAGUGGGCCAGUGACUGAAGACAAGUCUUCAUCCAAGGACAUGAACUCCCCAACAGACCGUCAUCCUGAUGGCUAUUUAGCCAGGCAAAGAAAAAGAGGAGAGCCACCCCCUCCAGUAAGACGUCCUGGCAGGACCAGUGAUGGCCAUUGCCCUCUCCAUCCCCCACAUGGUCUUUCCAACUCCUCAAUUGACCUGGGGUCCCCAAGCCUGGGCAGUCACCCCCGGGGCCUGCUACAGAACCGUGGCCUCAAUAAUGACAGUCCCGAGAGGAGGCGUCGGCCGGGUCACGGCAGCUUGACCAACAUCAGCCGCCACGACUCCCUCAAGAAGAUUGACAGCCCUCCUAUUAGAAGGUCCACAUCGUCAGGGCAAUACACAGGCUUCAACGACCACAAGCCACUGGACCCAGAGACAAUCGCUCAGGAUAUUGAAGAGACGAUGAACACUGCUUUGAAUGAACUCCGAGAACUGGAGAGACAGAGUACAGCAAAGCACGCCCCCGAUGUGGUGCUGGAUACCUUAGAACAAGUGAAAAACUCUCCCACCCCUGCCACGUCCACGGAAUCUCUCAGCCCUUUGCACAACGUUGCCCUCAGGAGCUCGGAGCCUCAGAUUCGACGUAGCACUAGCUCCUCCAGUGACACAAUGAGUACUUUCAAGCCUAUGGUGGCGCCCAGAAUGGGCGUGCAGCUGAAGCCCCCAGCCCUUCGGCCGAAACCUGCUGUUCUUCCAAAAACAAACCCUACAGUAGGGCCCACCCCACCUUCCCAGGGUCCAGCAGACAAGUCUUGCACAAUGUAAAAACCAACUGAGCGAGCAUACGGGGAGGUGAUU